GAGCACAAAAGUAGGUCACACAAAUGUUUAAUCAGUGGGUAUUUACAUUCAUUUUAUUAUUGUAUUACUAUCAUGUUUUUUCCGAUAGUUAUAAAAGCAACCGACGCUCCUGAAUUAUCAACGACUGCGGUCAGUAUGCGUAGUGCGUUUGUACAGUUGAAUAAUUGCGAAUGCUAAGAGUUGUAAAAUUUCGAUUCAUCUACAUAGACUUAUUUGUCUGAAAGCAUACUACUUUAAAUAUGAUAGCUUACGUUUUCGCUAUGUACGUUUCUACGUUCUUCAUUUCUGACAUUUACUCAAAUUCUGCUCAAAGCGUACCAGGUCGAGACGACUGGUACAAGACUGGAUUGAAAUAUGACGAUCUUCCACGUGUUUUCAGCUUGAAAGCCGGAUGUCCAGCAAAAGAAUUCUAUCUAGAUUGUAAUAUGUGUAAUUGUGGAGAUUCCAAUGAGCCGGCUUGUACCUACAAAGCUUGUCCGCAACCCCCUCAGAUAGUUAACUGGAGAAGUGGGAAGUCCUGUCCAGCGGGUCAACAUUUCUACUGGAAGUGCAACGACUGCUCCUGCGAAGAAAAUGGAAGAGAAGCAUCCUGUACUAGAAAUUUCUGUCCAGACUUUGGAGACUCUCCUUCACAGUAAUUCCGUUUUUGAUAAAAAAACCAUAUUAUACAUAAACUAGCCAAUACACGCAUGGCUCACCAUUACGCAUCAGCCACAAAAAUCCCUUCCUCGAAUAAAUUUGCAAUUCCUCCAUCCAA
Messenger RNA from Nasonia vitripennis (jewel wasp), 757 nucleotides. RefSeq lists its product as uncharacterized. Gene Ontology annotation, molecular function: peptidase inhibitor activity. The record is from RefSeq and is a predicted model, not a curated record. The transcript has 5 exons. Bases 240 to 638 code for a protein of 132 amino acids. NCBI's taxonomy places the organism in Eukaryota, Metazoa, Arthropoda, Insecta, Hymenoptera, Pteromalidae.